This is a messenger RNA of Aureobasidium uvarum, 2019 nucleotides long. NCBI's taxonomy places the organism in Eukaryota, Fungi, Ascomycota, Dothideomycetes, Dothideales, Saccotheciaceae. The record is from the annotation of a GenBank genome assembly.
AUGUCUCGGCGUUAUCCUGUCGCUGAUGUCUACGACGACCGAGAGCGCGAUCCCUAUGCUCGGCCUCGACCUGCGCGCAACUAUGAGGACAUCGAAGUCGACAUCAACCGCACUCGCUAUGCCGACCGCCCAGAGACUGUCGUGAGCGACCGCCGAAACACCCGCGGAGCAAAGCUUCCCGAUUUCUUGCAAGACGACUAUGGACGAACGAAUGCCGGUCCGCUUGUAGUUAAGAAUCGCGAGCCCGACGACUAUGCCGACUAUGUCUCCCGCAGAGACGACGAUACCAGAUCCCGCAGAGGUGGCCCACCAGAAAGAGUUGAGAGGGACGAACUCGUGAUUAGAGAGCGCCGAGGUGAACCUCCACUCAGAGAACGACCACCGCCUUCCAGGGAUCCUAGAGACUUUGAGCGCGAGGAGAUUAUCCUUCGUCGUGGCGAGCGUGAACAGUCGCGACCUCCUAGACCACGGGAUCGAGGAGAGAUCGAGGAGACGGACAUCUUGAUUCGCAGAAGAGAGCAAGAGCGAGAAAGAGACCCGGAACCGCCUCGAGGUCCACCUCCCGACAUAGUCUUUCGCAGGGGUGCUGGAGAUCGUCGUCCUCCUCCUCGUUCCGAAGCUGCGAGAUCAGAAGUUGCCGAGGAAGAGUUCAUCUUUCGCCAUGAAGAGACACGUUCUCCGCCUCCUCCAGCCAGAAGCGUGCGCGGUGUGGAAAGGGAGGAGAUCAGUAUACGUGAGCGCGAGCCCAGUCUUCCACCUCCUCGUAGACGUAGUCCAGGUCCGGUUGCACGUGAAAGAGAAGAGUGGUUGUUCAGACGUCGCGAACCUUCUCCACCUCCACCUCCUCGAGACGAACGCGAGGAGAUCAUCAUCCGUCGCCGCGAGCACGAACGCAACUCUCCUCCUCCUAUUAGAGACGAUAGGGAAAAGAUCAUCAUAAGACGACGAGAGCGAUCUAUUCCUCGAGAGCCCACCCCGAACCAGUUAGAGAACCAACCCCUGAGCCCAUGCCUCCACCGCCACCAGAACCUAUUGUCCGCCCGCCUAUCAUUCAGGAAAUUANUUACGCAUCACAGACAUAUUGAUCAUGGUAUUGAGCGAGCCCGCUCACCAGAACUUUUGCCCAGUCCUCCCCCAGCACCACCAAGUCCUCCUCCUGCGCCCAGGGACGAGAGCCUCGAGAUAGAAAUUCGCAGACGCAAUACUCGCAACGGAGGUUAUGACGAGAACAUCACCUUUGAGCGCGAGGUCUCGCGUCCAGCACCUCGACGUGAACCUGAAGUGGGGCGCGAUGUCGAGAUUACUCGUUCUCGCUCAGUAUCCACGCCUCAACGUCGCUAUGAUGAUGAAAUUGCUGCCGAGGCCGAGUACUACAAUCGCAAAGCACUGGAGCGUGGCUAUGUUGGCGAAGCACACAACGGUGCAACUAGAGACUGGGGACUCGUUGACAUCCCUCCUGGUACCAGACGAGUCCAGAUGGAUGGAUUAGGAGGUGGUCGACAAGACAUUACCUGGCAACAAUACAAUGGCUCCAGGAGAAGCAAGUUUUAUACUGCUGAUGAAGAGUUCAUAACCGAUUUUGCGCCUGGGCUUCCUGCACCAGAGCGCAAAGAGGAGAAGCGCAAAGUCCCCAAGGACAUGUGGACCGAGGUCACGAAAGACCUGGUCAUCAAGGAAGCCAUCGAGGAAAUGGGCUAUCAGUAUGAAGACUCGGAACACUUCUUCUACGUCAUGGAGUACUUGAAAUACGUAAGUCAUGAUAUGUUGCAUCGCAAACCGACAACAAAGCUAAUCCACCACUCCAGGNAGGACGUGCUUCAACUCGUAGAGCUUUCCGAAGACAUUCGUCGCGAACGUCGUGACCGUAUUCGCGAGAUCGAAUGGGAACGUGAACAACUCGAGAGACUCCCACCUCCCAAGCCGCGUUCACCACCAGCCAAACCUCGUUCCAAGUACGACGAGCGUAUCUACGAACGCGAGGUCAUUUACGACUCUAAGCGAUCAGGCAGGUACCGUUGA